AUGGACUUUGACAGCCAGAUCUUUAGGAAGCUGAGCAGAAGGUACAGCACCAAGUCGGACAUAAGGAUGGUGCGCCGGCCAAGGAUAUCAAACUUCUAUCUCAAAAAAGGCGACAAGUACGAAUAUGUGGCCUACAGACUUACUUCGAUGAAGCCAUACUUCCUGGAGCUUCUCGGCAUAGAAGACUUUUCGCCUGUGAAUAGCAUUUCAAGCACCUCUUUUUACACAUAUGGCAUCAUCAUGAAUCCGUUUGGACACAAGUUGGACUCCCAAAACACAUUUAUUGCAUCGAACAUUGAUGGAAGCAACGAUGUGGUUGUGAAGUUGAAUCUAUCGCAUCUAAGGAGAUAUUCUGUGUUCCCUGGGCAGAUUGUUGCCGUUAAGGGAAAGAAUAUUACGGGAGGCGAGAUAACAGUGGAAACUCUUCAUUGCAUACCCGUUGUGGAUAUCAAUGAGGAGAAGGAUGGCAAGGAAGAAAAGCAUAACCAACCGUCUAUUGUUGCAUUCUCGGGCCCCUACGGAUUUGCAUCUGAGUUUGAUGUUCUCGACAGGAUCCUUAUGGAAGAAGCUGAUGUGUUGAUACUGGUUGGGCCAUUUAUAAGUUCGGCCCACGGAAGUGAAGACCAUUCUCCAGCCUCGAUGAUGGAGAAAGAGUUCGUUCCAAGGAUCAGGCGAUGGCUGAAUGAAAGACCAGGAAGUAAAGUUGUUCUUGUGCCGUCUGUCAACGACAUAACAUGUCUGGGUGUGUUUCCUCAGGGCCCAAUAGACAUUGAUGAGGAAAGAAUUGUAUGUACAAGUAAUCCCUGCGAGUUCUUUUUAAACGAGUUCCUGGUGUGUGUUUCUUCUCUGGACACACCUCUUGAGAUAAGCUCGGAAGAGUGUUUCCAUGACUCAGGCCUGGAGUCGGAGGAUGAUGCCUGUGGAAAUCUUCUUUUUGGAGGAGAUAGGCUGAAAAGGAUAGCAUAUCAUCUUAUCUUCCAAAGAACUUUUCUUCCGGUCUUUCCGUCUCGGAAUGUUGUUUCGUAUUCUGUGCCAGAGAAUAUGUCCAUGGACACGGCGCCAGACAUAUACAUUGUUGUGUCCAGGCUGAAGCAUUUCUCCAGAGAUGUAGGCCCUUCUGUGGUGGUCAAUCUGGGACUGCAGACAGGGAAGACAGAGAAAGUGGCAUGCCAUAUAAGACUUCCUGAGGCAGAGGAGCCGAAGAAGUUUUCUGUGGAAUUUGUAGAUUUGGAGAUCUCCAUGCCUAGAGAAAAUAAAUAA
Messenger RNA from Encephalitozoon intestinalis ATCC 50506, 1260 nucleotides. Its product is annotated as DNA polymerase alpha-primase complex subunit B. Gene Ontology annotation, cellular component: alpha DNA polymerase:primase complex. The record is from RefSeq and is a predicted model, not a curated record. Gene Ontology annotation, molecular function: DNA binding. Bases 1 to 1260 code for a protein of 419 amino acids. Gene Ontology annotation, biological process: DNA replication; DNA replication initiation. NCBI's taxonomy places the organism in Eukaryota, Fungi, Microsporidia, Unikaryonidae. The transcript has a single exon.